CUUGACAUAGAGAUGAAAUUGCAUUCAUUACGAUAAGUGAUAACAAGCUCGCCUUUACCACAUCGACUACAAGCAACCUGGUUGAUAUACACUGUUGAGUGUGUGGAAAACACUCCGUUACGUAGUGUUGAAUUACGUUAACUAUUAGGGACAAAGGCACAGCCGGAAGCCAACUGUUGAAAGCCGAAGAGUCACAGGGCGCAAGCCUAGCAUAUUAUGGUACUCCCACAGGAAACUGGUGAACUUUUCAUGACUUUAUAAUGAAUCCGUCAUCAUAAGACACUAUAAUCUGGCCGAAUGGCAGAUACAGAAGAAAGGAGUUUGGUGUCACCAUUGAGUGACCCGCAAGGAUAUACAGACUGCGGUCCAAUACAGUCGGUCAUUGAUGAAGCUUCCCCUCUGCUUGGUUCCUCCAGGGACAUCAAGUCCUACAAGAGGCGGUGGUAUGUGGUCCUGGUCUUUUCCUAUGCCGCACUGCUCCAGGCCGCGGUGUGGAACUGUUUCGGACCUAUAGCUCAGUCUGCCGAGGCUGUGUUCGGGUGGACGGACGCUGAAAUAGGCAUGUUGAACAACUGGGGGAAUAUUGUGUACAUUGUGUUUAUGGUCCCUGUUGCCUGGCUGAUGGAUGUCAAAGGCCUGCGGACGUCGAUGCUGUUGUGUGCCGUGUUGAUAGUGCUGGCGACGGCGAUGAGAUGCAUCACGAGUGAGCCUGUCCCCGCAACAUGGUUGAUAAAUAUCGCAGCCAUAUUGAAUGGUGUUGCUGGGACAGUAUCCUUCGCUGGCCCAUCCCUCGUGUCCGCCACGUGGUUCCCGCCACACCAGAGGGCCACUGCGACGGCCGUCUCCACCGUGCUGGGCUACAUGGGGAUCUCGGGAGGUUUCAUAAUAGGUCCCCUGUUGGUGCCUGAACCAGAUCAAGACACGAAUACAACGGAUACACGUCUACAAAACUGCUCCAGAGAUGACGCCGAUCAAAGUUGGAACAUCACCAACGCCAUUGACGUCUCUGCAGAGAGGGACGGUUUGAUGCUUCUCAUGUAUGUAGAAUGUGCUGCGAGUGUCCUGCUGCUGCUACUGGUGGUGGUGUACUUCCCCGCCAGGCCCCCAUCACCCCCGAGCAUCACCGCGUCCAUUGAGAGAACCGGCUACCUCCAAGGAGUGAAAGGAUUGCUCACACACAAGCGUUUCCUGCUGAUCUUGAUGGCAUACGGUACACCCACUGGGGUAUUCGCUGCGUUUGGGGCAGUGCUAGACGUCAAUCUGGAGGACGUCAAUAUAUCGCAGAACCAGGCGGGCUGGAUGGGGUUUUACGCCACGAUGGGAGGCAGUGUAGCAGCCCUCCUCAUGUCCAGGCUCGCCGAUAUGUUCAUGCGUCGCAUGAAGGUGAUGUUGUUGCUGCUCUUCGUCCUGGCUACAUCGGCAACCGUCUGGUUCGUGCUGCUGCGUCUCGCGUUCAUUCCCUUCAGUAUGGUGUCCCUGUACAUAUCCUACACCCUGGAGAUCUUGUGUGGCUAAACUAUUCGUGUUCUUCCCGUCCCAGUGUCCCUGUACAUAUCCUACACCCUGGAGAUCUUGUGUGGCUAAACUAUUCGUGUUCUUCACGUCCCAGUGUCCCUGUACAUAUCCUACACCCUGGAGAUCUUGUGUGGCUAAACUAUUCGUGUUCUCCACUCCCCAGUGUCCCUGUACAUAUCCUACAUCCUGGAGAUCUUGUGUGGCUAAACUAUUCGUGUUCUUCCCGUCCCAGUGUCCCUGUACAUAUCCUACACCCUGAAGAUCUUGUGUGGCUAAACUAUUCGUGUUCUUCACGUCCCAGUGUCCCUGUACAUAUCCUACACCCUGGAGAUCUUGUGUGGCUAAACUAUUCGUGUUCUCCACUCCCCAGUGUCCCUGUACAUAUCCUACAUCCUGGAGAUCUUGUGUGGCUAAACUAUUCGUGUUCUUGCCGUCCCAGUGUCCCUGUACAUAUCCUACACCCUGGAGAUCUUGUGUGGCUAAACUAUUCGUGUUCUUCCCGUCCCAGUGUCCCUGUACAUAUCCUACACCCUGGAGAUCUUGUGUGGCUAAACUAUUCGUGUUCUUCACGUCCCAGUGUCCCUGUACAUAUCCUACAUCCUGAUCGGAGUGUUCAUCAAUGGCUCUGUACCUCUGUUCUAUGAGCUGGGCUGCGAGGCGUCCUACCCUAUAGCUGAGGGGGUGACGACCGGGAUGCUCACACUCGUUAAUUCUCU
Molecule: messenger RNA, 2231 nt
Organism: Haliotis rufescens (red abalone)
Lineage: Eukaryota; Metazoa; Mollusca; Gastropoda; Lepetellida; Haliotidae
Product: solute carrier family 49 member 4 homolog
Exons: 10
Coding region: 298-1515 (405 amino acids)
Biological process (GO): transmembrane transport
Cellular component (GO): membrane; intracellular membrane-bounded organelle
Molecular function (GO): transmembrane transporter activity
Source: RefSeq, a predicted model, not a curated record